Messenger RNA from Aspergillus heteromorphus CBS 117.55, 1294 nucleotides. Its product is annotated as M20 family metallopeptidase. The transcript has 3 exons. Gene Ontology annotation, molecular function: dipeptidase activity. Bases 116 to 1294 code for a protein of 392 amino acids. The record is from RefSeq and is a predicted model, not a curated record. Lineage: Eukaryota; Fungi; Ascomycota; Eurotiomycetes; Eurotiales; Aspergillaceae.
CGCCAUAUCCAUAUUAAAGAUAAACAGCCCAGCAAACACCAAAUGCCCGAGUCUCUUUCCGCCAUUCUGCGUUCGUUUUUGGAUUCAAGUACCAACAAUCACAAUCACAAUCACAAUGUCUCUCCUUGAUACUGUCCGCACGCACAUCGCAUCCGCCAUCGACACCGACGCGGAACCCCUCCGCCAACUAAACCGCGACAUCCACAGCCACCCCGAAACGGCGUACGAGGAAGUCUACGCGCACGACACCCUCGCCACCUUCCUCGAGUCCCGAAACUGGGCCGUAACCCGCCACGCGUACGGGCUCGCGACGUCCUUCGAAGCCGAAACCUCGACCUCCACCACGGGCCCCAUCGUGGUAUUCUGCGCCGAAUACGACGCCCUGCCAGGAAUCGGCCACGGCUGCGGCCACAACCUAAUCGCGACCUCCUCGAUCGCAGCCUUCCUGUCCCUCUCCUCCGCAAUCCGCCAGCUCGACAUCCCAGCCCGCGUGCGCAUCCUCGGCACGCCAGCCGAGGAAGGCGGCGGCGGAAAAGCCAAACUCAUCGACGCCGGCGCAUUCAGUGACCCGGACAUUGUCGCCGCCAUCAUGGCGCACCCGAUCUCCCUGCACGGCCUGCCGGACGGUUACCAGGGGAUAUCGGGGUUCCGGACCGUCGCGAGCCACAAACUCCGGGUCGAGUAUCGGGGGAAAGGCGCGCAUGCGGGCGGGGACCCGUGGAACGGGAAGAAUGCGCUGGAUGCUGCGGUGGGCGCGUACAAUAACAUCUCGCUCCUGAGACAGCAGAUCCAGCCCGAUGAGCGGAUUCAUGGAGUCAUCGAGUCCGGGGGCUCCGUUCCCAAUGUCAUCCCGGAUUAUACACGCAUGAACUGGUAUAUCCGCAGUCCGACGACCGCGCGGGCGGAUGAUCUAUUGGUUCGGGCGAAAGCGUGCUUUGAGGCGGCGGGGAUAGCGACGGGGUGUGAGGUGAAUUAUAUUAUGGCACCGACCUACAAGGACCUCGUCCUCAACGACACGUUCUGUGCCGUCUACAAGCAGGAAAUGGCCGUCCUGGAGCGGACGAUCCUGCUGAAGCAAGAGACCACGGCCACGGUCUCGACCGAUAUGGGAAAUGUCUCCCAUGUGGUCCCCAGCUUCCACGGGGUAUUUGGCAUCCCGACGCCGCCGAAUAUCCCCGGGCAUCAUCCGGAGUUUGCCAAGGCGGCGGCGCUGGAUGAGGCGCAUGAGGAGGCGAUUCUUACGGCGAGGGGGAUGGCCAUGCUGGGAUGGAGUGUGCUGGUGCAGGCGAGGUAG